Coffea eugenioides is the source of this 2946-nucleotide messenger RNA. RefSeq names its product pyrophosphate-energized vacuolar membrane proton pump-like. Gene Ontology annotation, cellular component: membrane. The coding region runs from base 210 to 2507 and encodes 765 amino acids. Gene Ontology annotation, biological process: proton transmembrane transport. Gene Ontology annotation, molecular function: diphosphate hydrolysis-driven proton transmembrane transporter activity; inorganic diphosphate phosphatase activity. NCBI's taxonomy places the organism in Eukaryota, Viridiplantae, Streptophyta, Magnoliopsida, Gentianales, Rubiaceae. The transcript has 8 exons. The record is from RefSeq and is a predicted model, not a curated record.
CUUAAUCAACCGCACAAACCGUUCGGUGCUUUGCGUCCAGCGUCCAUUGGGCUACCGCAAAUUUCGCCGUUAAAAUUCAUUCCUUCAUUCUCCGAUAUCUUCUCGCCUUCUUCCUUCCUUUAUCUUUGUUUCAAUUCCACGGCGUGAGACAGAGCUCAUUUCCGUGGUUUAGGAAUCAAAAUUAAAAAAAAAGAAAAAAAAAACAGAGGAUGGGGGCGGCGAUAUUGCCAGAUCUUGCGACGGAGAUUCUAAUUCCGGUAUGUGCCGUGAUUGGUAUCAUCUUUGCGCUUGUCCAAUGGCUUCUCGUUUCCAAAGUUAAGCUCUCUCACGACAAGUUUGAUGCUGGCGCCGACGGCAAAAAUGGCUUCACUGAGGCUCUUAUUGAGGAAGAGGAGGGCAUCAAUGGCGACAGCAUCGUCCAGAAGUGCGCCGACAUCCAAAACGCCAUCUCGGAAGGUGCAACCUCUUUUCUUUUUACCGAGUAUCAGUAUGUUGGUGUUUUCAUGGUUGCUUUUGCCAUUUUGAUCUUCGUCUUCCUGGGCUCUGUGGAGGGGUUCAGCACAAAGAGCCAGGCUUGUACAUAUGACAGUUCCAAACUAUGCAAGCCCGCUCUUGGAACUGCUGUCUUCAGUACCGUAUCCUUCUUGCUUGGUGCUAUCACAUCUGUGCUUUCUGGGUUUCUUGGAAUGAAAAUCGCAACCUAUGCAAAUGCCAGAACCACCUUGGAGGCCAGAAAAGGAGUUGGUAAGGCUUUUAUUACUGCAUUCAGAUCUGGUGCAGUGAUGGGUUUCCUUCUUGCCGCAAAUGGUCUUCUAGUAUUGUUCAUUGCCAUCAACCUUUUCAAGUUGUACUAUGGUGAUGACUGGGAAGGUCUGUUUGAGGCUAUAACUGGUUAUGGUUUGGGUGGAUCUUCAAUGGCCCUUUUUGGAAGAGUUGGUGGAGGUAUCUAUACCAAAGCUGCUGAUGUUGGAGCUGAUCUGGUGGGUAAGGUGGAGAGGAACAUUCCAGAGGAUGACCCUCGGAAUCCAGCGGUAAUUGCUGACAACGUUGGUGACAAUGUUGGGGAUAUUGCUGGAAUGGGAUCUGAUCUCUUCGGAUCUUAUGCAGAAUCAUCCUGUGCUGCUCUUGUUGUUGCUUCAAUUUCUUCUUUUGGAAUCAAUCAUGAUUUGACUGCAAUGCUGUAUCCUCUUCUGAUCAGUUCCGUUGGUAUUCUUGUUUGUUUGAUCACCACUUUGUUUGCCACCGAUUUCUUCGAAGUCAAGGCUGUGAAGGAUAUUGAGCCAGCAUUGAAGAAGCAACUUAUUAUCUCCACAGCUUUGAUGACUAUCGGUAUCGCAAUUGUAUCUUGGAUUGCCCUCCCAUCCUCCUUCACCAUAUUUAACUUUGGGGUCCAGAAGGAAGUUCAGAACUGGCAACUAUUCUUGUGUGUUGCUGUUGGUUUGUGGGCUGGUCUUAUUAUUGGCUUCAUCACUGAGUACUACACCAGCAAUGCUUACAGCCCUGUGCAAGAUGUUGCCGAUUCCUGCCGCACUGGAGCUGCCACAAAUGUUAUUUUUGGCUUAGCAUUGGGUUACAAAUCUGUUAUUAUUCCAAUUUUCGCCAUAGCAAUCAGCAUUUUUGUGAGCUUUAGCUUUGCUGCGAUGUACGGUAUUGCAGUAGCAGCCCUUGGAAUGCUAAGCACCAUAGCUACUGGAUUAGCCAUAGACGCUUAUGGACCCAUCAGUGAUAAUGCUGGAGGCAUUGCUGAAAUGGCUGGUAUGAGCCACAGAAUCCGCGAGAGAACUGAUGCCCUUGAUGCUGCAGGCAAUACCACUGCAGCCAUUGGAAAGGGUUUUGCAAUUGGCUCUGCUGCUCUUGUUUCCCUUGCACUCUUUGGUGCUUUUGUUAGCAGGGCAGCGAUUUCCACUGUGGAUGUCCUGACACCCAAAGUUUUUAUUGGUUUGAUUGUGGGAGCAAUGCUUCCUUACUGGUUUUCUGCCAUGACAAUGAAAAGUGUUGGGAGCGCAGCUCUGAAGAUGGUUGAGGAAGUGCGCAGGCAAUUUAAUACCAUACCUGGUCUCAUGGAAGGUACUACCAAGCCUGACUAUGCCACAUGCGUUAAGAUUUCUACAGAUGCUUCUAUCAAGGAGAUGAUUCCUCCUGGUGCUCUUGUCAUGCUCACACCCCUCAUUGUGGGGAUCUUCUUUGGUGUGGAAACACUUUCUGGUGUUCUUGCUGGAUCUCUGGUAUCUGGUGUACAGAUUGCUAUUUCUGCAUCUAAUACUGGUGGUGCAUGGGACAACGCCAAGAAGUAUAUUGAGGCUGGUGUGUCCGAUCAUGCAAGAAGUCUGGGGCCUAAAGGAUCUGAUCCACACAAAGCAGCUGUGAUUGGUGACACCGUUGGUGAUCCUCUCAAGGACACAUCUGGACCAUCCCUCAACAUUCUCAUCAAACUAAUGGCAGUCGAAUCACUUGUUUUUGCUCCCUUCUUUGCCACUCACGGUGGCCUGCUGUUCAAGAUCUUCUAGAAUAGGAGCGCGAGCUUUACUACAGAGGAUCUGCCUCUAAUUAUUGUCUGUCUGACGAUCUUACCUGAAAGUCCCGCUUCGUUGUCUUGCCCUCAUCAUCUUCUUCUUACUUGUCUUAGUUUUCAAAAUUGAAGAAAUUUUUAAAGGCUUAGGUUUGCGGGCAGAAGUUUUUACUAGAGGUUUAAUGGUGAUGAUGAUGAUGAUGAUAAUUGUCAAUCUUUGUGAAGAGCUGGGGCGGCAUCAAUAUUCUUUUUCGAGUAAAUGAACAGCUUAUAAAUCUUUUCUGCAGAUAGACUGCAUUUAUUUCUCUGUAGUGCAGUCGUGCUUAAGAGACAGUCAGGAUGCUUGAUAACAUUUGCACCACCUGUCGGCAGCUUGUGAGAUGUCAUGAUUGCACUCUCUACGGUAAAAAGACUCGGUGGGGUCUUGCGAUUUGCUC